Messenger RNA from Ceratina calcarata, 3624 nucleotides. RefSeq lists its product as uncharacterized. Lineage: Eukaryota; Metazoa; Arthropoda; Insecta; Hymenoptera; Apidae. The record is from RefSeq and is a predicted model, not a curated record. The coding region runs from base 1717 to 3624 and encodes 635 amino acids. The transcript is spliced from 4 exons.
GCGCGAGCGCGUUACACGCUAUAGAUACCCUUCUUCUUCUUGUACAUAUCUUUCGUCCCCCUCGCCUCCUCUAUCGCGUUUACUUUCAUCGACCCCUCUCGUUCUCCUUUUUCUUGAUCCUUUCGUGAUCCCUUCCAAUCCUACUACUCUUGUCUCUCCUAUUUUCUCUCGACACCCACCCCUCUUCCGCGAAACUCGCCGCUCUUUCCUGUCACGUUAAAUUCUGCGCGCUCUUACUUCGCUUGCAUCCCAAGGACCCGAAAUUCGUCGAUCCUCGACCAUAGGUAUCUCUCCCCGAUGCAGUUCUUAAACUAUUCGCAUCGUCUCGUUAAAUAUUAAACCGUACGUCUUGUAGUCCUCUUCAGAAGAAGAAUUUUUUACAUUUCGAGAGCGUAUGCUUAAGAAUUGAAGUAGUGGGAGUAUCGGCACUCGAUUAUUGGAAAUAUUGAUCAUUAAACGAAUCCGCUUAAAACGGGCUGAACAUUACCCGUUUGUCGAAUCAAGCCACUUCUGCAGUACGUCGUGUAGAAGUGGCUCGUUGUAAAGUCAAAUCUGGGGUACUUGCAGUGGGGUACGGGCGCAGAUAUUCGUGGGUGGUUGUCGGUAACCAAAGGCGUCGCCACCAAUUUCCUUACCGCUAUCGAUCGAUCAAAAUAAUUCUAAACGUUACAAAAACGUUUCUUAAACGAAAAUACAAUUUUGAUUGGUAACUUUAUAUGAUUUGCAACGUAAAAGUUAUUUUUCAGUAAAAUCCGUUUGGACUUGAAUGAAAAAUCCGACAGGAUUCAUUGGCGGUCGAGUCAAUUGGACGGUAACGAGAAUGAGGCGAACGUUUAAACGGUCGAGGUCGAGAUUCGGAGGAGUAUGCCUCUGGUGGUAGCAUUCGCUGGCUACGAGGUGAAAUCGUAUCGACCGCAAGGGAAGUUCGCGCGCGGUGACGAGCACGCGCGACACAUGCACGCUUUAUUCAUAACAGAAUCUAAAGAAAACCCGAGUAUCUAUCUUUACUCUCUAAUACCCAAAGUGGACCACUCUAACGAGAUGACGUUAAACGUUCCUUUCCCUCGGGCAUUCUCGUUAGUGGGUCUCGUAUUAGUAGAACGGUACUCUUUUUUAUCUUCUCAGGGAUGAGAGAGAGGGAGAGAGAUCUAAAAUAAAUUAGGUCAUGGCACUGCGGAUAUUUGUAGAAAAAUUCCUUUUAUAAUUUAACAAUUGUUCUCGGUAUUCUGUACACAUUCCAUCGUUCACGUUCUUCUACAGAUGCAUGAAAUGUUUGGUACAACGUAGCUUGUAUCAUCGCGACUGUUCGUUUUUCCGCCCGUUAAUGGAAAAAAGAGCGACGUUACCCGGAUUUGCACAGGUUCGCCUGGUUCCGCCUCUCCUCCGUGACCAUUGCCAUUGUUCGGCUCUACUGACGUCAUCGAGGAAGGUCCAAUAGGACGACGUCGGUACAGGCUCUCUCCCUCGCCGAGAGAUACUCUCGAAACGAGAGCUGACGAUGAAGAAGGACGGAGGGACGUUUACUCAACGGCGUAGAAGCGGCUAAGCCACGACGCAAUCGUGUCCGCGAAAGUCGUCGUCAUUAAUAGGAAUAGUUCAACUGGAAUUGUUUGAUUUUUAGAAACACAUCAGGAGAGAUCGUAUCCCAUGAGAAAUUCGUCUUUGGACUACGUCUGGUGUUUUCUUCCUAUUCUAAACUAACAGGAGAGAGAACGUAUGCAAAACUACUAUGACACGAUAGCUGAGCGUGCUUAUGGUUCAGGACCCUCAAAUAGCGGAAUCGAAGAGUGCGGUACCCCGGCCGAGGCUAGCCGUUCGAUCAUAACUCGCUUUCCAGUUCAGCGUGAUCGAAAGGCCUCCAAAACGUCGACCCCGUCGGUGAUCAAGUUAUCGGGGGGUGGAACAGGUGGGGGUGGGGAACAAUUGUCCCCAGGGCCUGGCCCACCUCCCCCGGUGUCCCCGGCCGAGCGUAAUACCGAUGCGAACGAGAACGAUGCCGCACCGAUUGCGAAAUGCGUGGAAAACUAUCCGCAGACCGCGGAGACCACCAUGAGCUUCGUUUUGCAGCUGGGCACGGUGGAAACGCCUCUGGAAAAGAAGAGCGGCAACCCUUCGACCCUGAGCCAAGAGCCGUCGAACGCGGUGAUGAUCGCGGAGACGGAGGAACCCGGGAAAUCUCAGAUCCUUCAAUGUUUAGACAGCAACGCGGAGCUUCCAGCCAGCCAUGUUAUCUCGUUUUCCACUGUGAAGUCGGUCAGCGUCACGUAUCCGGUGGCGAAGGCCGUCAGGGAGGUUCAGAGGAUCAGCGGGCCACAAACGAACACCACUCAGGUGUUGACGACGCGGGUCAUCUCGCAGAAAUUGCCGUCGUCCGGUCACCACCAGAUUCAACAGGGUCCGUUAAUGGCGGCGUCGAACCUUGCCCAUGUGCCGGUGAACGCACAGUCCUUACCAUCGCCCGGGAGCGGAAUGGCACACGUGUACCCUUUACAGCAUGUGGUGUCCACGCAGAGUAAGCAACCGGCCAAGAACCAGGUAGUCACGUCCGAAGGGAAACAGCAGCAGCUGCAGCAGACGAACACGGUGUCCGCGUUGCCUCUUAAGGUUCAGCCGGUGUCAUCGCAGCUGAUGGUGAGCAGCAGCGCGGUGAGAGCCAUCAACACCGCGGCGACGUUACCGAACAUUCAAAGGAUACACGUGAAGGCGCAGAAUCUCGUGGGCCAAGCGCAGACGAUGAAUUUGCAGAAAGUGAAGGCUGUGACCAGCGUGAACCAGGGGGUCACCGUUCAGAGGAACUCUGUGCCCAGGAUACAGACCGUGCAGAAGGGUCAAAUGUCGAGCGGCACCGCUCAAACCACCCAGUUCGCUGUCAAUCAGGUCGCGAACAACGCGAAUACGCACAGGGCUCAGCAACAGGGGAAUCCGCAGAAAUCUCAAGCGAACGCCGCGGGAACGCAGAAGGUAGCGGGACAGGUUUACAAUAACCAAAAGGUACCGUCGUCGCAGACAUUGGGUAGCCAUCCGAAUCACAAAGCGCAGCUCCAACAGAUACCGGGUAAUCAACAGCAGGGGUUGCAGAAGUUACAGGUACAGCCGCAGAAGACGGUGACAGUGCCGAGGCAGCAGUCGGCCGCGGCGCCGGUGAACAACGUUCAGAAGACUAGCAGUUCUGUAGCAGGCAUACAGAAGAUGCAGGUGGUUCAGUGUCAGCAGCAAUCGUCGCAAGUGCAGAAGCACGUGCAGCAAGUCCAGCCGUCUCAGCUUCCGAGACCGCAGUCCACGGCAGUCCUACAGAGAUCACAGUCCGUCGCUACGGUUAAUUCCACCAGAGCACAAUCAAUCGCGAACGCGUGCAAGAGCAACAGCGUACCCAAUAUCCCGAAAACUCCGCAGAACGCGAACCUGCUGGGAGUGAACAAGCAGCAAGUAAUUUCGCAGCCACAACAGUCGCAGCAGGUACAAAACUCGACACAGAUGCAACAACAGCAAUUGUUGCAGCAAACCCCGCAGCAGCAACAGAUGGUGCAGAAGCAACAGCAAACGAACGCGAAUAAUCCGCAGAGGAGUCACAGUAUUACAAACGUCCACCAAAAGGUCGCGUCGAUUACGACGAUAGAAAAUUAA